GGAGUCUAGUGGCUCUUGGAAGCACCUUCCUCUCGUGCCCGGCGAUUCAUGUUGCUUCAAAGGGCUUGAAGUCAGGCUUCCAGUUCAAAGUCAGUUGCUGACAAGCUCCUCCUCCACCUCCGCUCUCCUCUCUCUCUCCCAGUCUCCCCCCUCCUCCUCCCCCAGCCCCCGUCUGCGUGCCUCCUGCUCAUGCUCCAGAGCGUGCCAAGCGAAAAGGGUUAUAGUGAGCCAGAGGCCCUCCCAGAGGUUAGUAGCCCGCUAUUACUCAGUCGCUCUAAGCACCCUGAGCCCUCUCUCUCUCUCUCUCUCUCUCUCUCUCUCUCUCCCCCUCUACGGGUAUACCUGUUGCUCCAUAAGCCCAGUCGCUCACAACAAACACUCGCCCACUUCGUAGCCCUCACUGCCUCCCGCACUCCCUCGCUCGAGAGCACACACACUCUCUCGCCUCACGCAUACGACCACUGACAGGAUUGGGCGUCUGCUACCCCCUUGUGCAAUUUAUCCGAUCCGUCUCCCUCGAGGGAGAAGCCGAUUCGGUGCUGCCGUGGAAGCGCUGCCUGAGAGGAGCGCGACGACGAAAUUGACGCGGGGGCUUAUCGUGCGAUAGUCUUAAUUCGAGAGUGAUCGGAAGGAAACGAGGCCAAGGCAACGAGAGCUUGUAGAGUUUUGGUUGCGAGAGUUUCUCGAGAGCCGAGUAGGUCGGUUGAGAAGAGCUCGGUCGUAGCAGGCAGGCGUAAGGCUUGGAGAGAUUUUUGAGCGCCGAAUUGCGCGGACUUUGCCACAAUGGAUCACGUUCUUUGUGACAGUAGUGGAAUUACGCUGCAAACGUCCAUCCACGACGGCUCGGAUUACUCUGCGUCAUUUCUGAAGUCGUUCCUCCCUGCCUACAACAUCGUCAACCUGUCGGCCGAUCUGUCCACGGUCUCGGAUCGUUUCAAAGCAAUUCAAUUCGCGGCCGAUGCGUCGCUGGCCAUCAGCGGCAGCGGAGCCUCGUGGAGCGACGCCCUGAGCCAGAAGCUGGCCGCCACCUCCUCCUCGUCCAUCCAGGCCGUGCAACCCGCCUGCGAGGAGAGGCAAUCGCGAGGCUCCGAGCCCUGCGCGAGCCCGGCCGAAUCGACCUCGUCCAAUCACCACACUGGCGAGUGCGGCUGCCCGCCCGAGAGGACGGAGAGCGCCAGCAGCAGGUUGAUGCGCAGUUACGGGAACUUAUUCGUGCAGAGGAAAAGAUUAGCGGGUAGAAGGAACUUGGCCGGGCGCACGCUGCGCAAGGGAGACAGGGAAAAUUGCUUCAGAAAUCACGAAUGCUAUCUGGAAGCGAGCAGGCAGGCGAUUCUCAAGAAGCUGGCGCUGAGGAACAAGAGCAAGAGGCGCCUGCUGAGAUGCGCCUGGAAGCCCAAGCCCGUGCUGCGCAAGGUGAAAUCGCUGGCGCGGCCCCGCAGCAGGCCCUCGCGAUCGCUCAAGGUCGCCGAGAGCGUCGAACAGGAUCAGGACCUCGAGAGCCGAUUCGUGGCCUUGCAAAGACUCGUGCCCGGCGGCUCCAACAUGGACACCUCGUCGCUGCUGGAUGAGACGGCCGAUUUCGUCAUGUUCCUGCAGAUGCAGGUGCAAUCCAUGCAGGCGCUCGCCAGCGCCCUCGACGCGCAGCAAGCCCGCAUGCCCGAGUUCUCGGCCUCGUAAGCGUGUACAUCCCCUUCCAUUCGCGACUCCUUCUCCACAUUCUGACGCCACGCUCGCGAGCGCGAGAGCUGAACGUGGAAUUCGCCGGUCCGCCAUGGUGCACCUCUGCUGCCGUCCCGCAUGCAACACACCUGCGGCUCUCGGCGCCGUCCACUCGCGGGGGAGAUCAUCUCACUCUUAUUCUUUUCGCCCCGGCUCUCGGCUUACGGCUGCUCCUGCGCCGGCCGCCCUCUGUUCCUGGUCGCUGCGCCAACGAUACGUCACGGUUUUGAAUACCAUGGAGCCAAUUCUGGGAGCUCCUCUCCCAGCGCGAGUUCGGCUCCAAUAAUUCCUAGCCGAAAGCAAAUCUUCAUCACACAAGUUUUUGUAGGUCGAGGAGAAUGAAUCUCCUUCAAAGUCUAGCUAGGCUCUUGCGAGUAUAUGAUGACCUUGAUUCAGUAAUGUACCACUCUGUAUUAUAACACACCUUGUGAAAAUUCACCUCUUUCUUACC
Molecule: messenger RNA, 2170 nt
Organism: Marchantia polymorpha subsp. ruderalis
Lineage: Eukaryota; Viridiplantae; Streptophyta; Marchantiopsida; Marchantiales; Marchantiaceae
Source: the annotation of a GenBank genome assembly